AUGAGCGACAACCCAUGUCACAUUGACUACGUCUCUCAGCCUCGGCAUCUUCAAUCAUGGGAGGAGGAUUCCCAAUACGCACCUACCCCGGGAUAUUUUCGAAGCCCUCUUGCAACGCCAUCUGCCUGUAGUCCCUCCCCAUCUAUCCUGCUCGACGAUGAACCUAAUUCAGCAAGCCGAUCUCAACAAAGCACUUUACCACUGCUCCAGGAAUCUGAAUGGGAGCAAAACAAAAUCUAUAACGAGGAUUCCCCAACCUGUAUCCACUACUUUAUAGAAUGGCGGGUCACUCUCAACAAUAAGGCCGUGGUGAAGGACACUGAAGAAGACCUGGUACUGGCCCCAAGCGCCUACUGGCGGUUGUUCCUAGAGCAGAAGCUACAGGCUGUCCUUCAAGAGAAAGUCUCGCGUAAAAGAAGAGUCAGGGUCGAUGACACUGCGAUCGUGGUAUCUGUUGAUCAUCGGUCCCAGCGUGAUCUCACCAAGCGGUUCAAUAAGACCGACAUUGUCUGGACGCCGAUUGAGAACCAACUCCGGAUGUGGUCCAAUCACUUCUCUCGUGGUCGAAGACUGACGUUGAGGGUGUCUUUUAACUAUAUAGACGAUUGUACAUUUUCACCCACCGGUCGGAAAGGGGAAAAGAGAGGCAAAUCAUCCGUCACAAAAAGAAUGCUCAACGAUCGAGACGCACAGCUGGAUGCCGAAGAACAUGCAUGUGGACAGCAAGCAAUUUGGCGCCACGUCUAUGAUUUGAUGAAAUGCGAUUCGGCUGCGUGCCACCUAGGCCCGUAUUGCUGGCUGGAUCCGGUGGGGAAAAAGCAUUAUCGACUCCGCACACAAACUCUUAAGCGAUUGGUCACCUACGCCGAGAAAGGCGGUGUACUGAAUACGCAUAAAGAUGUUCCUGAUGAAAUCCGAGAUGAACUCUAUAUGGAGGAGCAACAGCGGCUGGAGAAAGACAAGCGUAAAACCGGUAACCAUUCCGGCGGCGGCACGCCAUACCCACCUAUCAACAUCAAUGUUCACUCGUUCCACCCUUCCGGAUUGGAGGUGACAGCAUCUAAUGCAGACGAUAAUAUGAUUGGCUCAACUGGCAAACGUCCACUGAAGAUUCCCGGAUUCAGAGAUGAAGCUGUCAAAGAAUAUGGUGAGUGGCUCGCAUCAACUGUGUCGGAUGUCACUCUCAAAGCAGCAUUCCGGCAAGCGUGUGAUGUAACCCUGUCAGAUGGCUUCGACCUUGAGCACAUAUACAAGGAUCAAAACCCAGGAUUUUUCGUCGAUAAGGGCGUCAAGCCGGGAACAGCUCGAAUCUUCGUAGAGAAUAUUCGUGACUGGGCUGAAAGCGUGAAGAAGGCGAUGCCCGUCCUUGAAGUGAUAUAG
Messenger RNA from Penicillium salamii, 1380 nucleotides. NCBI's taxonomy places the organism in Eukaryota, Fungi, Ascomycota, Eurotiomycetes, Eurotiales, Aspergillaceae. The record is from the annotation of a GenBank genome assembly.